Amblyraja radiata (thorny skate) is the source of this 1255-nucleotide messenger RNA. Its product is annotated as zinc finger protein 239-like. The record is from RefSeq and is a predicted model, not a curated record. The annotation marks the transcript as partial. Lineage: Eukaryota; Metazoa; Chordata; Chondrichthyes; Rajiformes; Rajidae. The transcript is spliced from 2 exons.
CAGCGCCGGUGCGCCGCCCUAAAGAGUCCCCCCCUCCCGCCGGAAGCGCCUUUGUGGACGAGAGGUUCGUCACUCAACGGUGCGGGAAUGCAGCUGUGAAGUUCAGGGUUUAGGAGCCGUUGCUGUGGACGGAGAGACAGGGACUUGAGCGGACAUUGAGCGCGGCCAGGGUGCCAGUGAGCCCCUCCCCCCCGCUCGGCGUGUGGGCUGUGCUUCGAGGGGCUGAGCUUCGAUGGAGGACCACAUGAUGGGGCACAACAAGGAGAAGCGCUAUGAGUGUGACGUGUGUGGCAAGACCUGGCAGAGCCCGAGCCGGCUGGAGACCCACCGACGGGUGCACACGGGAGAACGCCCCUUCGAUUGCUUGGAGUGCGGCAAGAGUUUCACCUUCUAUAACCAGCUGCAGCGGCACAACCUCGUGCACUCCGGCGAGAGGCCCUUCACCUGCUCCGACUGCGGCAAGAGCUUCAAGACGGCGAAUGAGCUGAAGAGACACCGGUGGGUGCACACGGGUGAGAAGCCCCAUGGCUGCUCCAUCUGCGGCAAGAGCUUUGCACAGUUGUCGGUGCUGCAGAUGCACUGGCGUGUGCACAGCAGUGAGUGGCCCUUCACCUGCUCCGAUGGCGGCAAAGGCUUCAAGUCGGCACCAGCGCUGAAGAAGCACAGGCGUGUGCACACCGUGGAGCGGCCCUACCCCUGCAGUGACUGCGGCAAGGGCUUCACCCACUCCAGCCACUUGCUGGUGCACCAGCGCAUCCACACCGGCGAACGCCCCUAUACCUGCGCCCAGUGCGGCAUUGGCUUCGCCCAAUCCAGCAACCUGGUGCUGCACCAGCCCACCCACACUGGCGAGUGCCCCUACACCUGCACCCAGCGCGGCAAAGGCUUCACCAGCUCCACCAAGCUGCUGAAGCACAAGCGCACCCACACCGGCGAGCGCCCCUACACCUGCCCCCACUGCGGUAAGGGCUUCACCCGGUCCAGCAACCUGCUGCAACACCAGCGCACCCACACUGGCGAGCGCCCCUACACCUGCGCCCAGUGCGGCAAGGCCUUCACCCAGUCCAGCACCCUGCUGAAGCACCAGAGCACCCACACCGGCGAGCGCCCCUACAGCUGCACCCAGUACGGCAAGGGCUUCAAAUGCUCCUCCAAGCUGCUGUCCCACCAGCAGGUGCACGCCAGUGACCAACCCUACGUGUGCCUGUACUGCGGUGAGCAGUUUCACAGUUCACGGGGGUUGCGGCAGCUGCUC